AUGGAAGCGGAUUAUAGACCGAAUGUCUAUGCUUCUAUCUUUAUUACCCUGCCGCUUGCAGCGCUGGUGCUAGUGCUGAGACUCUUGGCGAGACGGACGACGAGAGCGGGUUAUGGGAUUGAUGAUUGGCUGGCCGUCGUUGCGUUUAUUGGAGCUCUUGCGUAUUCGAUUGACAACCUUGUCUUUCUUUUCGGCUUUGGCCUCGGUCGCCCGCUGAAAGAUGGCCCGUCGCAUCUCACCGAAGAAGAACGACUCGAACGAUCAUACCUCCUCAUUUGGCUCAGCAGCCUGACGUAUACCAUUGGCAUCGGCUUCGCCAAAUUCGCCAUUUUGACAUUUUACUGGCGCCUGUUCAAAUAUUCUAGUUCGCGCAUCGCAAUCCAAGUUGUCUCUGUGCUUUGUGUCGCAUGGUUCAUCGUCCGAAUGCUCCUGUUAACACUGUCAUGCAUGCCGACGUCUGCCUACUGGGAUCUCGCCCGACGAACUACCCACUGCCAUGUCACGAGCAAUUUUUAUUUCUUCUCCACUGGUCUUACGCAUGCUGUUCUGGAUAUUGUCAUUCUUGUUCUCCCGCUGAUUGAAGUCAUCAAAAUGCAUCUUCCGCUUGGUCAAAAACUUGCUGUCAUGGCCCUCUUUGGCUUUGGUGCUCUUGUUUGUGUACUGUCGAUUCUUGUCAUCCAUAAUUCCUUCCAGUUCAACGGAAGUUCGAAGGAAAUCGCCCUCAAGAUCGGUUAUCACGGAUCUUUGGCUGCAGCAGAAUGCAAUCUCGCCAACGUUUCGGUUUCGCUACCAAUGCUGCGACCCGUAUUUCGAAAGAUCGUACCCUCCUCAUUCCUCGCGUCUCACAGAAGUAAGCGUGCUGUCGUCGACUCAGCCCUAUCACCAGAAUACGGUAUCAAGGGCAGUCGCGGCACAAAGGCAUCAGUACAGAACGGCUCAAGUUCCGUAUGCGAAUUUGUCAUGAACGAUGAUAUCCCAGCGGGAUACGACAUCGAGGCUUCACAUGCUGGGUGGAGUUACGGCACAGAGAUCACAAUCUCCAGUCCGUGGAGACAUCAAACGCCUCCACCGACAGUAAACGAGGGGUUGGAUGGGAUACAAAUAUCAGAAGAAACAACGGUUCACGUUGAACGCAUAGGGCCUUAUCCAUAA
Fusarium mangiferae is the source of this 1152-nucleotide messenger RNA. RefSeq lists its product as uncharacterized. Bases 1 to 1152 code for a protein of 383 amino acids. The transcript is spliced from 5 exons. Lineage: Eukaryota; Fungi; Ascomycota; Sordariomycetes; Hypocreales; Nectriaceae. The record is from RefSeq and is a predicted model, not a curated record.